UUAGACUCCCUCUGUGAGACUUCCGGUUACCCCUGGAGCAGUGAUUCCUAGUGUUCCUGAAGCAGGGGUUCCUAAUACCCUAGGAGGAGGGGUUUUUGGUAACCCUGGAGGAGGGGUUCCUGGUACUCCUGGAGUAGGAAUUCCUAGUACCCCUGGAGGAGGGGUUCCUGGUACUCCUGGAAAAUUGACACCUGGACCUGGAGAAAAAACUUCGAUCCAUGAAAACUUUGGAAGAACUAUAUCUAAACCUUCCAAAAGUUCUGAUUCUGUUUCUCAUCUGAAAAUUACUGCUAGUAUGUUGCCUGGUAUAUCGUCAGCAACAUUCAACUCAUCAGAUGAGUGUUUAACCCUAACCCUAAAGGAUGGUGGACUGCUCCAGGCUAGUCCUACAUCAAGUUCACGGUGGUUCUCAAUUCCUCUUAUUGGAAAAUUUCUGUAUUACAACUUGAAUUCGAACCAGAUUUGCGAUUCUCUACCAGAACUUGUACAAGAGGAAAAUCUGGAAGAAACAAAGGAAGACGAGCCGAGAAUAUUAGUACCCUCUUCCCUUGCUUCAAGGGUACCUGGACCCAAUGUGUCUGCUGCUAGAACACGUGGACCCAACUCUGCUUCACGGUUUCCGGGAGAGAAAGUGAAACCUCGACCCAGCAAGACCGUAAUCUGCGGUGUGCCUAGCUGUAUGGGGAUCGUUAAUCUGAGUGAGUUCGACGCGCAUUGUAAAUCUACACACGCUAAUCUUGAAACAAAAGAUCGUAAUUUUUACGAGAUUCCUGUUCAAUCCAAACAAUCGGAGCCAACGGAUCCCCAUGAUAUAGGACCUCGAAGAUCAGGGCGUAAACUUCGGCGCAACGUGACGAAACCAAAAGCUGCUCGUCCAGCGAGCAAUCUUAUUCAGUUUUUCGAAUCAUUUAUUCCAGAAGAGUUGAAAAACAGGUUGGAGAAUGAGGAGGAGGAGGGGGAGGAUGAGGAGGAAGUGAACCCUGAGUAUAACAGGAGGAAGGUUCUCGUCAACAACACCGGGAUACCGGAGAAGGACUCUGAGGGAGAACUGAUAGACCAAGACUACUGCGCUAAAAUGUAUCUCAAGAAUCUGUUGGGUGUACUCCGAACUAAUGUGGGGCCGCUAGCCAAAGGUCGGGUUCUUCUUGCUCAACAAUUCUCAUUCAUCAACAACCAGAAAUCCAUAGAAAAGGUUUUCCUGUUCCACCCUGAAAGCAAGCCCGGCGUUGAUAUCACAAUAAAGACCUAUAAUCUGCACGGGAGUGGAAAGGAGCUGGAGGUUUGUAAUGUUAUAAUCCGACUUCCUGGAUCAAAGAACUCUGCUCUUAGCUCCAGUUCUGUAUCGGUACCCAUUCCUGCUGCACGGAGGGAACUAGAUCUGGUCUCGGAGUGUCUUUCUAGGAUAACUUGCAGGGAUAUGACACCUCUGUUCCAUGAGAACGGAUUACUGUUGAACCAGGAGUUCUGCUGUGCCAACACCUUCUCUGAGUGUUUGAACGGGUGGUGGGGUAGUUUCCUCCAGAGGAUUCCAGGGACGGAGGAUGGCAAGGAUAUUAAUUCUCCAUCCCCGACAGAUAUGAAAACCGUUGUUCUGCCCCGUAAAAUUACAGUUAAUGGAACACAAGCAACCCCUAAGAAGCGUGAAAUAGUAAAAUAUUUCCCUGGUAAUUAUGCACUGUACAUAAACUUCUAA
Eurytemora carolleeae is the source of this 1693-nucleotide messenger RNA. RefSeq lists its product as uncharacterized. The record is from RefSeq and is a predicted model, not a curated record. Lineage: Eukaryota; Metazoa; Arthropoda; Copepoda; Calanoida; Temoridae. The coding region runs from base 296 to 1693 and encodes 465 amino acids. The transcript has 11 exons.